AUGGAUGAGGAAGAGGUCCAUAUCGCAGUUGGGAAGAACUCAAAAAAGGAGAAAGCCAACAUACUAUGGGCUGCUGCCAAAUUCCCCAGGGCCACCAUAGUUCUUGUCCAUGUUCAUUGGCCCUCCAAGUGGAUGCCUUUCAUGGGUGGCAGAGUGUUAUACAAGUUCGCUGAUGAGAAGGAGAAGGAGAUGCAUAGAGGCAGGGAAAUGAAAGUAAUGGUCAAUAUGUUAUCACGAUACAAAAAUCUGUGCGGGACGAGAAAGGUUAGCGCACAUUACCUUACACAUGAUGACACUGUUGCCGGUGUUGUGAACCUGAUAAAGAAGCUCAGAAUUAAGAGAAUCAUCAUCGGUUCAAGGAACAUGUCAAGGCAAGUGAUGCUUCGCCAGUGCUGUCAGGUUUGGGUGGUACUCAACGGCAAACACAUCUCCACCAGCAAUGAUCACCUGGAGCACAGUGAAAAUAUAGGAUAUGGAGGGAGCUCAGGUAUUUUAGCAUCUAUACAUGAGCUAGGUGAGGAAUCCGAUGGCUACGUGACACCACCAAGUGAUCUUGUAGACGAAAUCAUGGAUGAGGAGUCGACUGAAAUGAAUGAUUCUGAUCAAUUAGUAACGGAAGAUGAAACAUUGACUGAACAAGGCACAGAGGAAUCAGUCACUUCCGAAGAGAUGGAAAACUUUUUUGAAGAGGGUGCUGAUCAAUCUGAUGAGAUACAGAGUUUCAGAAACAUAACUGAAAAGGCCGAAAAAAUCAUGGAGGAAAUAGAAAGACUGCAAAAGAAACUGAAACAGCUGCAAGGAGAGGAGCAUAAUCAUGGCGAGAGGAGCUUGUCACCUAGACAAAUGGCUGCUUCACUGAAGUGGAAGAGUUUAUCAGAACCUAGAUAUCCAGAGCUGCAAAUUCCAGAGAACAUUGAGCAAUUCUCGAUGUCGCAAAUUGAAAAAGUUACUGACAACUUCCACUCAAGAAAUUUCAUCGGAGAAGGAGGUUAUGGCCCAGUUUACAAAGGGAAACUAGGUGGCACAUCAGUGGCUAUCAAGCUGCUGAAGCCUCGUGGUAGUCAAGGUUUCUCAGAGUAUCAGCAAGAGGUGGUGGUGCUGAGCAAAUUGGAGCACCCGCACAUCGUGAGGCUGAUUGGAGUGUGCCCGGAGUCGUGCGGCCUGGUGUACGAGCACCUCCCGAACGGCACGCUCAUGGACAGGCUCUCCAAGGGCCUCCUGUGGAAGGAGCGCGUCAGGAUCCUCGCCGAGCUGCGCUCAGCACUGGCGUACCUCCACUCCAGGCGGCCCCACGCCAUCAUCCACGCCGACCUGAAGCUGACCAACAUCCUCCUGGACGCCGGCAACGCGAGCCGGCUGGGGGACUUCGGGACGGCGCGCGCGGUGCACGUGAAGCCGCUGGAGGAGGAGACCAUCAGCCGCCGCACGAACCCGAUGGGCACAACGGGGUACAUGGAUCCCGUGUUCUUCAUGACCGGCGAGCUCACCACGGAGUCAGACGUGUACGCGUUCGGCGUGGUGAUCCUGCAGAUGCUCACGGGGCUGCUGGACCUCAACAUCGCAGAGCAGGCGCGCGAGGCCGUGAAGAUGGACGCCGUGCACAGCGUGCUGGACGCGUCCGCCGGGCCCUGGCCGGAGGUGCAGGCCGAGAAGCUGAUGAAGCUGGCGCUGAGAUGCUGCAGCCUGGAGAGGAAGCGGCGGCCGGCGAUCACGUCCGAUGCCGAGUGGAGAUCGCUCGACAUCCUACGGGCUAUGGCAACCCCAUCUAGUAAAUCCUGGAAAUGGAAUUCCCAUGCGAGCUGA
Miscanthus lutarioriparius is the source of this 1803-nucleotide messenger RNA. The record is from the annotation of a GenBank genome assembly. Lineage: Eukaryota; Viridiplantae; Streptophyta; Magnoliopsida; Poales; Poaceae.